Molecule: messenger RNA, 1299 nt
Organism: Symbiodinium natans
Lineage: Eukaryota; Dinophyceae; Suessiales; Symbiodiniaceae
Source: the annotation of a GenBank genome assembly
AUGGCUGCCGAUGUCCAACGCGGCAACGAAGCCGUGGUGGCACUCUCCAGACUGGCAAUAUUUGCGUGCUGCUACAUCGAAAAUGGCUACGUGCCGAUCGCGCCCUUCUUGGUUUCCCGUGCUGAGGUAGGGAUCCUCUUGUCCGCGCAGUAUUUUGCAAGCUUGCUGGUGCUUGUGCCAACUGGGUUGGCUAUCGACAGCUGCGGGCCUCUGCCCAUACUGCACCGUAUGCUGCUGGUGUCUGUCGCUGGAGUGGUGCUGGGGGCUAUCUUCCCAAGCUUUUGGUGCCAGCUCCUCUCACGCGCCAUGCUUGGUGGCGCGUUUUCCGGCUUCUUCAAUGCCUGCAUGGCCCUGAUUAUGGAGCGAUUCAAUGAGCCGCUGCGGUCGCGCUACCUGGGCUCUGCGCUGGGCUUGGGCACAAUUGGGAACAUGGUCGGGCCACCUGCAAUUGGAGCUGUAUACGACUUGGCAGCCUCUGCUGGCCUUGAGCAACCGCGGUUUUGGGCCUUGGCACAUCCCCUGAUUUUGCUGGCGCUUGCUUGGAGAAUGCUGAAAGCUGUUCCCAUGUGUAAGGGAUCAGAACCAACGGAGCCUUUGCUUCAGGAUGCUCACAUAGAGGCAAAGCUGGUAGCACAGCCAAGUGCUUUAUUUGCCAGGGCUCUUGGAGUCUACGUCUCCGUGGGGCUACGAGCAUGGAUUCUCGCAUUAGAGCUCGCGUGUCUCUUUGGCAGCGCCAGCGCUGCCAUUACUGCCAGCGCAAUUGAAAUGCAUCGGCGUGAGUUCUCCCCGACAGCAAUCGGACUCACGGCGGUUCCUGCCGGAUUGAUGCAGUCUCUGUUUUCACAGUGGUCUGGACGGUUUGCAAGUUCAGCAAAGAAUCGCGAGGCAGUGCUGUUGGCAUGCCCUGUGGUGCUCGGAGUCAUGGCGAUCUGCAUUGCUGCGAUCGGCUCUUUGCACUUCAGCAUGCUUGUGCCCAUUGUCCUGAUCUUGAUGACCUGCAGUGCCGUCGAAGGUGCAGCUGAUCCCACAUCAAUGUCCAUGAUGGCCGACCUGGCAAGAGGCGCAUCCUUGGGCUAUGGCCAGGCGGUGACGGCAUCUGAGAUGGCCGUGUCCUCUGGUCUCGCCAUGGGCCCAUGCCUGGCACACUUGAUGCGCCACCGAGAGUUCUCUUCACUUUGCCUCGUCAUUGGUCUCCUUGCAUUGCUCGUCUCUGUGGCUUGCGCCAGGUUCCUGCGUAACAUUCCUCAUAACGAUAGCGAAGCUGAUGAAGCCGUUCAAGCCAACGAGACGCCCCACUGA